This is a messenger RNA of Pangasianodon hypophthalmus (striped catfish), 2285 nucleotides long. It is a transcript of the gene ndfip1, whose product is annotated as Nedd4 family interacting protein 1. NCBI's taxonomy places the organism in Eukaryota, Metazoa, Chordata, Actinopteri, Siluriformes, Pangasiidae. Gene Ontology annotation, biological process: vacuolar transport; metal ion transport; positive regulation of protein ubiquitination. The coding region runs from base 196 to 834 and encodes 212 amino acids. Gene Ontology annotation, cellular component: Golgi apparatus; perinuclear region of cytoplasm; endoplasmic reticulum. The transcript is spliced from 8 exons. The record is from RefSeq and is a predicted model, not a curated record. Gene Ontology annotation, molecular function: WW domain binding.
GUGCGCAUGCGCAGAAGCCAUUUCUGUUGUGGUUACUUUUAGCGAGUGCGCUGACCUCGCAGUGUCUACAGCAGAAAAUACAGAAAAUACAGGGGGGAAAGAGAAGGAGCGAGGAUAUAUCCUCAUACAGCUGGCUAAUUUAUUUAGCUAGCUACUUGUAUGAAUAAGUGACUACUGCUCAACACGUACCAAAGAAUGGCUGAGCAAAGGAGCGGAUAUCGGCAGUUAGCCAAUGAGGAGGAGACAGAGACGCCUGAGGUGCCCCAGCAAGGAACUGAUGCUCCACCUCCUUACACCACCGUUGGAGCCGACACGGCUUUCUUUGAUUACAAAGAUGAUGGGAAUUACCCCAAACCGCCUUCAUACAACGUCGCCACGUCUUUACCAUCGUAUGACGAAGCCGAGAGAACCAAGGCCGAGUCCAGCGUUCCUCUGAUGCCUACGCGGGACGAGGAUUUCGUUGCCAGAGACGACUUUGACGAUGUUGACCAGCUGCGAGUCGGGAAUGAUGGCAUAUUCAUGCUAACGUUUUUUAUGGCUUUCCUUUUCAACUGGAUUGGCUUCUUUUUGUCAUUUUGCCUGACCACUUCGGCAGCAGGGCGAUACGGUGCAGUCUCUGGGUUCGGCCUCUCCCUGGUUAAGUGGGUUCUGAUUGUCAGGUUCUCUACAUAUUUUCCGGGUUAUUUUGAUGGGCAGUACUGGCUGUGGUGGGUAUUUCUGGUUGUCGGAUUCCUGCUGUUUAUCAGAGGUUUCGUUAAUUACUCUAGAGUGCGCAACAUGGCUGAUCAUUCCUUCCCAACCGUUUCUCGCACCAGAGUCCUUUUUAUCUACUGAAGAUUUUGCAUCUCAGGACUAUUAUGAAAUCCGCAAAAUGGCGAAAUUCAGCUUUGAAUCUUCAGAAAACAGUGCUAAGCAGAAGCCGCCGCAACAAAACUGCAAAUAAAUGAAAAAGAAAAAAAAAAAAAACUUUAGGUACAUUAUGUAUAUUUACCAGGCUGUCGAUAGUCCUCUAAUCAUGUAUUUAUCUGUAACUAAUUUCCAGUGCAAUCAUGGUGACAUAAAUGCAUUGUCUUUUAAUAUUCCUUAAUCAGCACACUGACGGUUAUAAUGAACAGCCAUAUAGGCUGCCACUGCUUUAGACAAUUAAUGCCUUGCAAAAUAAACAAUGCACCCAGUUAAUAUCUUGAAUGAUGCCUGUUAAGUCCAUUUUACACCAGAUGCAAUGCAGCACAGACGGCAAGCUGCAAUCACACUGCAAUGCUUUUCAAUUUGUACAGAUGAAGGGAAAAAUACACAGCAUUCACUUCUUUCUCUCACCAUGGCUAUGUAAGUAUAGCAUGCAAAAAUGUGAAUUCAAUAUCAGUUUAGUAUAAAUGUAAUUUAUAGAGCUUCUAAAGGUUGAGAUUUUCCCUCUUGUGUUUGCUUUCAUAAAGUUUGGCAUUAUGAUUAUUCUGUUGUAAUAGGAUUAAAAAGCCAAUGUUAGGUAUGAUUAUGGGCCUAGACCGAACAAGACAGCAUGAAUGUUGCAUUUUGUAGUCUUUCUAGCUAGAUACAACUGCCCUUCAAAAAUCGAUUGCAGGUGUACAAAUCUGUUUUGUGCUUGACAACACUCACUCAUGACAGCACAGAGUUCAGCUAAUGUAAAAAGAUUACAUUGUUUAACGAAGGAGUGUGUUUCAAGCAGCCCAUUGCGACAUCUGGUGUAAAAUGGACUUUAUUGUUCUCAUUUAUAGAGUGCUGGGGAAAUGUUUAGUUUUACUUGGUGAGUAAGUAUUGUAACCCAUCUUUUUUGUGAAAUAUAAAGUUUAGACGUAUUAGGGACAUUGUAAUAUCAGAUAUUAUUUUACACUUGCACUUUGAAGAUUUUAUGAAGGUAGAGCAAGAGUCAGUUUCAAAGUCAGGAAUAAGUGUAGGCCUUACUCCAAAAUCAUGAUUUAUGAGUCUCAGAAUGAUUUAUCUAAUAGGCAUGACAACAUUACAAAAGGUCUCGCUAUUGUAAUUAGGACCAAAUAUUCAAAAGACGCUUUUCAGUCGGAUGCACACUGAUUUGUCAUGCAGUGACACCUAAAAUAGAACCUGUAUUUCUUCUGUGAUCUGUAUCAUGAACAACGGUAAUUUAUAAUGCCAAAAGUAUCAGUAGAUAACCCACUGUCUUGUUGAUUUUCUUAUUAAGUUUCCGUGACAUGCAUGUUGAUGAAAUAGUUCUGCACAGUGUGGUAUAAUGUGGUUUAUAUGUUUACACUUGUGCAAAAUAACUUUUAAUAAACAUUGCUUCUAUAGCGACA